Gossypium raimondii (Peruvian cotton) is the source of this 1053-nucleotide messenger RNA. Its product is annotated as elongation of fatty acids protein 3-like. Gene Ontology annotation, cellular component: endoplasmic reticulum membrane. NCBI's taxonomy places the organism in Eukaryota, Viridiplantae, Streptophyta, Magnoliopsida, Malvales, Malvaceae. The record is from RefSeq and is a predicted model, not a curated record. Gene Ontology annotation, molecular function: fatty acid elongase activity. The coding region runs from base 119 to 967 and encodes 282 amino acids. The transcript has a single exon. Gene Ontology annotation, biological process: sphingolipid biosynthetic process; fatty acid elongation, saturated fatty acid; very long-chain fatty acid biosynthetic process.
AUCUUUUAGCUUCUUCAAAACACAUGUGGAAAAAAAAUUAGAAUUAAAUUAUCCAGCACCGGAGCUCACGUCACCGUCGAUCAUAAGCCGUCGCCGUUGUUAUUCCAUCGUCGUCGCUAUGAUCUCCGGCGUUACGAAUUACCUUUCCCAACACCCAUCAAUUGUUGCUUUCCGUUGGAGUCAUACACAAUCAUGGGGUUCAACAUGGUCGUUCCUCGUCACGUCUAUAGCUUUUUACCUUAUCGUCUCCGUCAUGACGCAUCUGUUUUUAUGCCUCCUCGUCCGCCGUGGUAAACCGGUUUCUUUAGGUCCGAUCCCGGCGUUGCAUAGUUUGAUGAUGAGUGUUGUUUCGGCUAUCAUAUUCGCCGGAAUCCUCCUUUCCACCGCCGCAGAAAUAAAAGAAACCAGAUGGUUUUGGCGGAGAACAAAAACCCCAUUUCAAUGGCUUCUUUGUUUCCCACUCGGAACCCGUCCCUCUGGCCGUGUAUUUUUCUGGUCAUAUAUCUUUUACCUUUCUCGGUUCCUCCAUAUGUUCCGUACAAUCUUCUCCAUUUUUAAAACCAGAAAACUCACCUUCUUCCACCUUUUCAACAACUCCAUUUUAACCAUUAUGUCUUUCAUUUGGCUUGAAUUCUCACAAUCGUUUCAAGUAUUGGCUAUUUUAUUCACCACCCUCGUUUACUCCGCCGUGUACGGCUACCGGUUCUGGACGGCGAUCGGGCUGAGAAGUGCUUGUUUCCCUUUUGUCCUUAAUUGUCAAAUUGUGUUAUUAAGCUGCAAUUUGGUGUGUCAUAUUGGAGUUUUAACGUUACAUUUUAUGAAAGGUGGGUGUAAUGGAAUUGGAGCUUGGGUUUUAAACUCUGUUCUAAAUGGGGUUAUUUUGUUAUUGUUUUUGAAAUUUUAUGUUCAGAGCAGAAGGAAAAAAUUUGGCAGAAAUGGUGAAAUUGGGAAAGAUAAAGAUUUGUGAUAAACAGUCUAUCUUUUAGGAUUGGAUUUUUAUUUGUUUUUGAGGAAUUUUGUAAAGAUAAUGGAAAAAUAAGGACUUUAAUCGUA